Messenger RNA from Sitodiplosis mosellana (orange wheat blossom midge), 3427 nucleotides. RefSeq names its product constitutive coactivator of peroxisome proliferator-activated receptor gamma-like. Lineage: Eukaryota; Metazoa; Arthropoda; Insecta; Diptera; Cecidomyiidae. Bases 673 to 1914 code for a protein of 413 amino acids. The transcript has 4 exons. The record is from RefSeq and is a predicted model, not a curated record. Gene Ontology annotation, cellular component: nucleus.
GGAGUAUUCUAUCAAUAAAUCCUCCUUGUCACUGAGUGCUGUAAUGAGACCGAUAUGUUAGACUAAAUUUAGAGGUUAUCAACAAAGUUAUUUAAAAUUCACCGUGAACACUUCUAUCAACGACACAAGCCACAACUAGGAGAAUGACUGCAAAUAUACGUGUUACAACGAAUCAUUCAAAUGGAAGUUUGCUUACGAUCGAUCUUCAUUUGAAUCCUUGAUAAUCGCAAUAAAGGUAGAAACAGAAAAUGUCAUUUUAAUUGUAAAUCAAGCAUCAGUUUUAAUUUAAAAUGAUCAAAAAAUUAGAAAAACAAAUUAAAUUGAAGUGAAUGUUAAAUGAUAACGCCUUAUCUGAAGCUAAAACUUUAGUUAUAACGAUUUGACUUUCGCAUUUGAUUUUUCAAAACUCCCGCCCAAAUUGCAAUGAACGUUUGAUCGUUUCAAUUGGAUAAUAUGACAUACGAAAUACGCAUUCCGGUUUUGACAGAUAGUAUAGCACGAUUAAAAUGCAUACAUGCAUACCAGUACUUGUAAAAAUACCGUAUCUCGAUUACGAAACCUAAAUGAAACGAAAUAGUAUUUAAAAAGCACCUCGAUUUUAUUGCGCAUCAUUUUGCUUUGUUCUUUGUUAAACGAGUGAAUAUUCCAGAGCUACAAUUUUAUUCUAUAAAAAUGGGUAUUCCAGGAAUGAAAACCUUUCUAUCUGAGAAUCAGGCCAUCGCUCCAAUAAAUGUGUCGGAGGUGUUGGAACAAUAUAAACGCAACAAUCCCAACAAGAAGCCAUUGAUUGUAAUUGACUUUCCUAACUUUUGUAAUGGCAUUUUAAAAAGAUUUAGUGAGUUUAUUUACGGUGGUCGGCAUUUUCAAAUGCAACAAUACUUUGAAUUGAUUAUGGAAAAGUUUUUGGGCUGUGAUUUGGUUUUCUUCACCGAUUGCAAUAUACAAGACGGUAAAAGGGCCGAGUGGCUAAAUCGCCGAAACCAAGACUUUGGAAGAUACCAAAAUCUAUAUAGGAGCAUUGAAGAAUCUAUUACUUCAAAUGCACUUAUGGGAAUCGUUCCCGAUAUGACCUUGAGGUCAGUGUGUUUUGAAAUCGAGCGGUUGGCACCAAAAUUCGGGCAAUUUUACUACUCAUACAAACGUGAAUGUGAUGUUGAAAUAGCUCGCUAUGCUAUGGAAAACAAUGCCUUGGCUGUCAUAUCAAGUGACACCGACUUUGUCAUAUUCCCUGGACAAUGGAAGCUUUGGGCAGGCGAAUUUUCCUUGGACAAUUCAGGCUCAAUAAUAACAACUGAAUACAACCGAAAUGCCCUCACCAAUCUUCUUUCACUCUCUCAUGAUCAAUUGCCAUUAUUUGCCACAUUGUUGGGGAAUGAUUUCACAAAGAGAUUCUCUAGACAGCUAGUAAGGAAGUUUGGUUACGGUUUGGAAUCCAAGAUCAAUGUUUCGAACUACGUUCGCAAUUUGAACAGUGCUUUCUUUUCCGACCUUGACCUUGUGCGCAUUACUCAAGAUAUCUUUGGCUACACAAAUCGCGAACUUCAACAGAUAUUUAGACAAAGCCUUGAUUUUUAUGACAUCGAUUCUCCGAUGCAUAUAUGGAUUGAUGCAAAUAGUUUAUAUCCAUUCGCCGAUCAACUGUCUGGUACAGCAAUUUAUCCAACAUACUUGAUGAUCAUGAGUAAGGUUCAAUGCAUUAGCAUGGGCUAUUAUGAUAUGCUUCAAGGAGGACGCGGUAACAGAAAUCUGCCCAGGGUUCUUAUCGAAUGGAUGAAACGUAAAAAAGGAGUUUUGCACAAUGAUGAUGCUACAUAUACUUUCUACAUUUUGGCUAAGACGGAUUAUAAUCGAGACUUUCAGGAAUAUCGUGAAAGACCAGUCUAUCCACCAAGUAGGUGUAGUUCAAUGCAAUAAAUUAAUCUAUUUUCUUCCUAUUUUCAGGUUCGUCCACAGUUCUCCUUGGCCAAACGAACCCAUGGAAAUUAAAAAGCUCACGGAUUAAGGGUUCUCCAUGACCAAAAGCAGAAACAUACCGUAAACGAAUAAAUGAGCUUUUUUGAUAGUUUUUUGUUUACGAUGUUACGGAUUUCUCAGUUAUCCCUGGCAAAAAACCUCAGAAAUAAGUACAGUACUGCAUUUCUUGUAGUGCUAAGAAGCUUCUCCUUGACUAUACAAGCCUGGAAAGGCAUAAUGAGCUCGGGUCAAGUAAAUAGAGGUAAUCAUGGCCUAAAAACUAUAAUAACGAGCUCUCAGAUCAGAUCAAUAAUAGGCUAUAAACCCGAGAACGUCAAAAUCGAUUGUUCUUGAGAAGCUUGGUUACAAGGUUAUCCCUGCCUAAACGAACUGGACGUGGUGAACAUAUACCGGUGUUGACGAUUCUUAAGCACUUAGAGAUCUUAAAAUGCUAACCAUAUUGUUCGAAUUUUAGUUAUAAUUCCUCCUUUGGAUCGUUUGUAUCUUGGAAGGGGAAAUGACAGUGAUCCGGAAUUAGAUUCGAUCCGAUUUCAAAUCUUAGGAUGGAUCAUGUCACUUCCUGAAGAGAUCAUAUCGAGAAUCAGAGAGUAUGGCAACGUUUGGCAACGGAUGAAAACCAUUACUCUAUAUGCAUUGGUCAAGGUAGGAUUGAUCAGUGUUGAACAAGCGGAUUCCAUUUUCUACACCGAAAAGAGAGCACAUGACAGGAACAUCCGAAAUGUGGUUAGACCGACGAACCUCUUGCGUGAAAACAUUCGUGCUGCUCACAUUUAUAACAUCGCUUUUUCACAUGUUCGACAAAAUUUUGCAAUCGCUGGACUUUUAUCUGAACAUUUCCUACAGAAUCCAGACUUUGAUGUAACCGAGACAGUUUUACUGUUUGAUGGAGUUUAUUUUCAUUGGUUAAUAGAACAAAUUGAUGGAAUGAUGCCACAGAAAUAUCAGGAUUUCCUCGUACCCAUUAGAGAAUUUCGGAUCUAUGCAGAACUCCAGAAUUGAAUAAUCUUCAUAGCAUAACAGAAACAAUGAAAUAUCUUUUGUUCUAAAUUCUGAUUUUACUGUUUUUUUUUUCUUUGGUAAAAUCACUAAUCAAAUUUAAAACUAUCUUUAUUAAUAUGUGGGUUUUAAAAAUGGAAUUACUGAAAAUGUAUCAUCAUAUUUUAUUCAAAAAUCUAGAAUCCAUAUUUCGAAAAGUUUUUCCAAAAUUAUGAAAACCUUUAUGAAUUUUGAUUUAUGCAUGCUGUCAUGUUUUGUCAAAGUUUUUCAUCAUUUGGAUAAAAAAAAUCGAUAUAUGGACGGACUCUCAUAUGAUAUUACACAAGUAAAUGGUUUGCAAUUUAUAUUGGGUGGUGGAAUUCUUUUAAAAUCAUAUGGGUUAUCAAUGAAUUAUACGAAAAUAUGUUUUGUUUGUUCUUCUUCAAAUUCAAAUAAAGAAUGUACUUUAUCUCUAAAA